Molecule: messenger RNA, 1566 nt
Organism: Colletotrichum siamense
Lineage: Eukaryota; Fungi; Ascomycota; Sordariomycetes; Glomerellales; Glomerellaceae
Gene: RPR8
Product: 25S rRNA (adenine-N(1))-methyltransferase
Exons: 1
Coding region: 1-1566 (521 amino acids)
Biological process (GO): ribosomal large subunit biogenesis; rRNA methylation
Cellular component (GO): nucleolus
Molecular function (GO): rRNA (adenine) methyltransferase activity
Source: RefSeq, a predicted model, not a curated record
AUGUUCGCAGUCCCAGGGUGGUCCGUCGCGGCUGACGCCCUCAAGUCGGAAACGCCUGGCGGCCAGAAGGACGGCCCCGCGAAGAACAAGACGCGCAAGCGCAAGAGGAACAACAAGGACGAAAAGGUCACGGAGUCCAACUUUGCCGACCUCUACCAAAAUGUGAUUGAGGGAAAGAAGAUGGAGGGUAAGCGCAGCAGGAAGAGCGAGGGCGGCGAGGAGACUCCCAAGAAGAAGGAGCGCAGAGCGUCCACGGCCGGCGAGGAUGCGCCGGAUGCGGCCAAGCCCAGCAAGAAGCAGAAGAAGGAGAAGGACUCAAAACCUGAAGAGGAGGUGGCAGAGGAGGAAAGCACGCCUAGGACCGACAAGAAGGACAAGAAGCAGAAGAAGGACAAGAAGUCCAAGGUUGAGAAGCACGACGAUGUCGACGAGCAGUCGACAGAGACACCCAGCAAGGACGAGAAGAAGAAAAAGACGAAGGACGCCGCAGCGGCCAUUGCUGCGUCUGUCCCUCCCGUGCCCCCGGCGCCCGCAAAACUCACCCCCCUCCAGGCCGCCAUGAGACAGAAGCUCAUCUCCGCCCGCUUCCGCCAUCUCAACGAGACGCUGUACACCCGCCCCUCCGCCGAGGCCUACCAGCUCUUUGAAGACUCCCCCGACAUGUUCUCCGAGUACCACGAGGGCUUCCGCCGGCAGGUCGAGGUGUGGCCCGAGAACCCCGUCGACGGCUACAUCCGCGACAUCAAGCUGCGGGCGAAGCAGCGGUUCCCGCCGCGCGGCAUGCCCCCCAAGAACCCGAACGGGCCUCAGCCGCUCCCCCGUACGGACGGCACCUGCAUUAUUGCCGACCUGGGCUGCGGCGACGCCCGCCUCGCCUCGACGCUGGCCUCGGAGUCUCAGAAGCUCCGUCUCCAGAUCAAGAGCUACGACCUGCACUCCCCCGCCAAGUUCGUCACCAAGGCCGACAUUGCCAACCUCCCUCUGGAAGACGGCUCGGUCGACAUCGCCAUCUUCUGUCUCGCCCUCAUGGGGACGAACUGGAUCGACUUCAUCGAAGAGGCGUACCGCAUCCUCCACUGGAAGGGCGAGCUGUGGAUCGCGGAGAUCAAGUCCCGCUUCGGGCCCGUCAAGUCCAAGAAUGCCGUCGUCUCCCACAGCGUCGGCAACCGCAGGAAGCAGGCCGCCACGGAGAAGAAGGGCAAGGCCGCCAAAGCAGAGGCGGAGACGGAGGCGGACCGCACGGCCCUCGCCGUCGAGGUUGACGGCCACGAAGACCGCCGCGGCGAGACGGAUGUCUCGGCCUUCAUCGAGGCCCUGCGAAAGCGCGGCUUCGUGCUGCGUGGCGAGGGCGAGGGCAACAAGGGCGCCGUGGACCUGUCCAACAAGAUGUUCGUCAAGAUGCACUUCAUCAAGGGCGCCGUGCCUACCAAGGGCAAGGGUCUUGCCGCCGCCAAGGCCGCAGGUUUCGUGGAGAAGGAGAAGAAACAGAAGCGAUUCGUGUGGAAUACGGAGGACAAUGCUGAUGAGACUUCCAUCUUGAAGCCCUGUGUUUACAAGAUUAGGUGA